Molecule: messenger RNA, 4664 nt
Organism: Trichoderma asperellum CBS 433.97
Lineage: Eukaryota; Fungi; Ascomycota; Sordariomycetes; Hypocreales; Hypocreaceae
Source: RefSeq, a predicted model, not a curated record
GUCGCUUGUGCGCGUCUGCGCCGUGCAGUCCCGCUGGCUUGUGCGCGCCGUCGAUAACGGGUCCCCAAGGCCUUGGACCAGCUCUCGAGCUAUUACGGAGCUUCGCUCCCUGGGUGACAUCUGCUGGGUCCGCUUCGCUUCGCAUCUUCCGCCAUGGCUUCUUCUCCGCCGGGCUCACCAUCGCCAGCGCAUAAGCUUCAGCGUCCCCUGAGCGCGAUUGCUACUCGUCCUCAACCACGGAGCACCAGUCGGUUGAGUAUGAACAGCAAGCAAGGCGGCGAGAGCAGAGCCUCUGACGAGGACAACCGGACAGCUGUCCGCGUCGCUGUCCGAGUACGACCGCAAUUGAGACCGGAGGAUCCUGGAUAUGACUUGAUCCCGCAGCGCUUCCAGCGCCCUAUGGUGCACGUCACAUCCAACACGAGCCUGUCCAUCGAUUCCCCCCAGGGCCGCAAGCUUUUCGUUUUCGACCGUGUCUUUGGCCCAGAGGUCACGCAGAGUGGCAUCUGGGACUAUCUGUCCGACAGCAUCAACGCCUUUACUCAAGGAUACAAUGUUUCCCUUCUUGCCUAUGGCCAGUCUGGUGCUGGUAAAUCACAUACCAUGGGCACGUCGAGCCCCGACGCGCAGUCAAAUCCUGAAGACAUGGGUGUCAUUCCUCGAGCGGCAGCCGCCCUUUUCGAGCAUCUAGACGUUCAGAGAGGAGGAGCAAAUAAUAAUGGCAGCACGAUGAAGAGCGCGAGUAGCUUCAGGUCACCUCGUGGAUAUGGACAGCAGAAUAACCUGGGUGAUCGGAAUUGGGCGAUGACGGCCACGUACGUCGAAAUCUAUAACGAAACGCUCCGAGAUCUUUUGGUUGCAGACUCUACAGGGUUCAAUGACCGAACAUCAGUCGCAAUCCGCGAGGACGUAAAAGGCAACAUCAUCCUCACCGGCCUGCAUCAAGUCGACAUCACCUGCGUGGACGACAUUCUCAACGCCCUCGACUUUGGUUCCUCCAUUCGUCAGACCGAUGCUACUGCCAUCAACGCCAAAUCAUCCCGCUCCCACGCCGUCUUUUCGCUUAAUUUGGUUCAGCGGAAGAGCAAGUACUCGAAUUCCGAUAAGCGCCACUCGAUGCCUCUGGAGGCCAUGAGUGGCCAAGAUGUCUCCGUGACAACCGAUAGCAAGCUGCACUUUGUUGAUUUGGCCGGUAGUGAGAGACUGAAGAACACGGGUGCUCAGGGAGAGCGUGCCAAGGAAGGAAUAUCUAUCAAUGCCGGAUUGGCUGCGCUAGGGAAAGUCAUCAGUCAACUUUCAUCGCGAAACUCGGGCGCCCACGUCUCAUAUCGCGAUUCCAAGCUGACUCGACUCCUACAAGACUCACUCGGUGGCAACGCCAUCACCUACAUGAUUGCUUGCGUCACUCCGCCGGAAUUCCAUCUCAGCGAGACAUUAAACACUGUUCAGUAUGCCCAGCGAGCUCGCGCCAUCCAGUCAAAGCCUCGAAUUCAGCAGAUCGAGGAGGGAGAUAAGAAUGCCAUUAUUGAGCGACUAAAGGCCGAAGUAGCGUUUUUGCGCGAACAAAUACGUAGCGCCAACACUGGGCUUACCGAACAGCCGCGCAGUGCUAAUAGGUCCAGCGAGAGAUCGGAGAGACAGAAUGAACGGGAAUUGGAGCUUCAGAAUCAGCUUCUGGAUUCGCAAGAGAACUACAACACCUUGAGCCAACGCCAUGCUCACCUGAUUUCCGAAAUGGCCAAAGCCCAGGAGAGCGAGUCUGAGCACCAUCGCCAGCUUGAUGAACUCCAGGGCGAGAAUGCAACAGAUCGGCUGAAUCGGUCCAAUUCAUUUGCCAAGGCAGUUGAGCAAGUCGUUCUUGAAUAUGAAAAAACUAUCCAGACGCUCGAACAAUCCCUGUCAAGUACCCGAACUACCCUGUCGAACACGGAGACAAAUCUGCUUGAAAAGGAGACUAAGUGUGCCUACGUCGAGACCAUCAAUUCCCAGCUGCAGUCACGCCUUCAAAAGCUCACGGAUCGCGAAGCCCACACCGCAAACUACCUCCACGACUUGGAGACUAAGCUGGAUGGGCACACCAACGGCGAGGAAAAGAAUGCAACCAUUAUCGUUGAACUGCGCAAAGAAAUUUCCCGUAUUCGCGAGAAUGAAUCUGCGUCCGAGGACUACAUUUCCACACUGGAAGAACGACUUGCUGAAGCGGAUCAGGAUGCUGAGCUCAUGCAGCGAGAGAUUGAGCGUCUUGAGCAGGUCAUCGAGAGGCAGAGGAGCUUGGGAAAAUUGGAUGCUCUUCUUCACGAACUUGACCAUGUCGAUGAGUCUAAAACAAGCGACUUUGAAGGUGGAACAAACGAUGAGACGGCAGAGCGCCAAAGCAAUCAAUCUGUGGAUUCCAAGGCUCAGGGAUACGAUGACGACGAAAAUGCGACACCAACACUCGCGCCUGUUGUGGAAAACGAUGAAGAUGCCGCCAAUGCUGCGAAACCGGUAUCCAAGGCGGCCGAAGAGCAGUCUAAUGGUGAUGUUGCCCAAAAUCAGGCUACCGCCCAGACCAAGUUCGUCUCUGAUAAGCUGGAAUUGGUGACUCGUGAGCUUUUUGACCUCCGAACUGAGCACGAGAGCACCGUCCAUGACUACGGUAGGCUGCAUGCCAAGUACGAAGAAGCCAUGAAGAAGCUCUCAGAGCUUCAGGAUACCAUUGACGAGGCUCGCUACCCUAGCCGUGCACGUCAUUCCAUCAUUUCCGUAGAUGCCGCCACUGAAACCCGCCCCGAAUCAUUCCAGUCUGCAGCGACAAGCGACGUCAAAGAUGACGUUCGCUCUUCGGUCCCUCGGUCCCUGUCGUCCGAGCUCUCUUCUGUUAUUGACUCGCCUAUCACUGCAGAUACCACCCAUAUGGAUCUUGAAUCCGAAGACGACACUGCUACUGCCAAACCCGCGACAUCUGUUGAGGAUCUUACACGGGAAUUGGUCGAGCAUGUUGAGCUGCAUGAGCAGGACGAAUUGAAGGAGAAGCAUGAGCACGUGGAGCAUGUUGAGCUAGCUGAACCCAUUGAGCAGCAAGAAGUUGAGCACUACGAUGUUGAGCCACGAGAAUUUGAGCAGCAAGAGGUUGAGCAGCAAGAGGUUGAGCAACAAGAGGUUGAGCAGCAAGAGGUCGAGCAGCACGCUGAACAAGUGGAAGUCGAGCCGGUUAAGGCGGUUGAGCAAAAUGCCAAGUCUGAGCAGAACGAGCACAGUGAACAGAAUGAGCGUCUUAUUGCGGAGCUUGAGAGACUCAGGGUCUUGGCGGAAGAAAAAGAAACUGCCGAACAGGAACUCGCUCUGAAAUACGCCCAACUUGAGCUGAAGCACCAUGAAACGCUUGACAUGGUUGAAGAGCUCAAGACGGAAGUCUCCAAAGCUAGAACUGUCGAAGCUGGUCCUCGCGUUAUUCGCCGCAAGUCGAGCCAAAAUCUUCUAGGCGUGGAUCGCGCACAGCGAUCUUUCGCCUCCCUGAGGAAUCUUGCUGCCGAAAACUUCGAAGGAAAGCCCGAAACCAUGCAGUCAUUCGAAUUGAGUCUCAACUCAGCUAUCCAUGAACUUCAGUCUCGAAGCGAGCGAAUCCAAGAGCUCGAAUCAGACGUUGCAGCAGCUAAGAAAGAAAUGGAGAGCAAAAUGGCCAUCAUCUCAGGCUUAGCGCGUGAACGCUCCAGCUUGAAGGCUUCCCCCGUAGAUAUGUCAAUGGUUGCUACUCUACGUGGCCAACUUGAGCAGAGUGAGAGGCAGCUGUCUGAUCUGCGUUCGGCGCACGCUGCCCGCGAACGUGACCUCACAAGCGAAGUCGAGAUCCUCCGCAAAUCAGUAGCAUCCACACCUACCAGAGAGUUCACGCCAAGUGACGAAGAAGAGACUGAUAUUCCUUACAACGAAAGAGUCUCUACGCUGCAGGCGGAGCUGGCUGGCUGGGAAAACAAGCACCACAAUGCUUUGGUAUCUAUGCGAAGCACAGAGAGGGAGAUGCAAGAGACAAUUCAGCAGUUGGAGGCUCAGGUUGAGGCUGCCAACGCCCAGCUAGCCGAAUCACAAUCUCUUGUUGCAGCUGGAAGAGAUGCCGAGGAAGCCAAGAAGGAGGUUCGCAAGCAGCAAGACCUCAUCGAGUUCCUACGCGGAGAGAUUGACGAGUACAAGGCCGUCAUCAGCAGUAACGCUACCAAGGUAACUGAGCUCGAGGCUCUCCAUCGCUCUGCCCGGGCAGCAAUGGAUGAUAUGUCCAAGAUGCACAGUGAGGUCACUGCGGAGACGACCGCUCGGCACCAAGAACUGUCUACUAAGCUAGAACAGUUGAUUGCUAGCCACGAGGAUGCCACAAAGGCACACCAAGAAGAAAUGGAGGCUCUGAAGGAUCGAGAGAUCAACUGACAAACGUUGCCACCCAGAUCGCUGCUGUCUUUGGUGCAGAGUUGCCCUUGGAGAAGUUAGGCGAGCGGAUUAGGGCUCUUGUCGCUGACCAAAAGUCUCUCGAAGCGGAGCGAAAGAAGAUGGGAGAGCUCACGUCCCAUGUGACGGAGCUUUCUACCAUUAACGAUUCCCUUGUUCGGGAUCUAGAGGGCGUGAAGACUAUUAUUGCGGGCAUGUUACCUGGUAACGCAGAGGCCACAUCUGGUCCCCUAACGGAUCAGCUC